Portunus trituberculatus (swimming crab) is the source of this 8716-nucleotide messenger RNA. It is a transcript of the gene Esyt2, whose product is annotated as extended synaptotagmin-1-like. Gene Ontology annotation, biological process: lipid transport. The record is from RefSeq and is a predicted model, not a curated record. Gene Ontology annotation, molecular function: lipid binding. NCBI's taxonomy places the organism in Eukaryota, Metazoa, Arthropoda, Malacostraca, Decapoda, Portunidae.
CACGACUUACUUAGUGCCUGUUGGACCGUCGGUAGGGUAGGGUGUAGACGUUCCUCUCCUGCACUCGGACCGGUAAAACCCCAAAAUAACAAAAUUAACGGGGGGAAAAUGAACGAGGAGGAAUCUCAGAAGCUUAAGGAUGUGGCGGACGAUGCCGGGCACGCGUACGGGGAGUGGUUCAAGAGAUACAUGAAUAUUUUUACCAGGAGAUUUGCAGAAUGGCUACUGGUUUUCUUGUUUGGGUAUUAUAAUUUGAGCUUUGGCUGGUUAAUGGCGCCGCUGUUCUUCCUGGUGCUGCGGGAUAAGCGAGCCAAGGAGAAGAAGGUCAAGUUUGAUAUCAUUCGCUCCAUCGCCAAUGCUGAGGAGAAGGAUAUAUUGCAGGAAAUACAGAAAUUUGCUAACCUUCCUUCGUGGGUGACCUUCCCUGAUAUGGAGAGAGUGGAAUGGCUCAACAAAAUCGUGCGUCAGCUGUGGCCAUAUGCAGGUCACUAUGUUCAUGACCUGUGCAAGUUCUCCAUUGAGCCCAGCAUCCGUGUGGCCCUGGAGGAGUACAAGCUGAAUGGGUUUAAGUUUGAGAAGAUCAUCCUUGGCGACACUCCCUUCAGGCUCUCUGGCGUCAAGGUGUACGACGACACUUCACGCCACGAGAUCAUUAUGGACAUGGAUUUUGCGUACGCUGGGGAUUGCAAGUUUGAGGUGAGCGUUUCCAAGUUCAAGAUGGGCAUUAAGGACCUCCAGGUUCUCGGGAGGAUGCGAGUGGUGAUGAAGCUGGUGAGGCAGAUCCCGCUGGUUGGUGGCCUGCAGGUGUUCUUCCUCAAUAACCCUGAUGUCGACUUCAACCUCAUCGGACUGGCGGAUGUGUUUGAUAUGCCAGGAUUAAGUGACAUCCUCCGCAGCAUCGUUACGGAGCAGAUAGCCCACAUGAUGGUGCUGCCUAACCGGUAUCCUAUUCAGUUAGUGGAGGACAUCAACAUCGCUGAGCUGAAGUGUCCUGCUCCUGCCGGUGUCCUGCGUAUCCAAGUAAUCGAAGCCAAGAAUUUAAUGAAGAAGGACGUGGGGCUGAUGGGGAUGGGCAAAUCAGAUCCUUACUGCAUCCUGCGACUCGGGGCUCAGAAAUUCCAGACCAAGACCAUCAACAACACCAUCAACCCCAAGUGGGACUACGCGUGUGAGUUUCUGGUCAAUGAUCUCCAUGGCCAAGAGGUUGUGUUUGAGGUGUUUGAUGUGGAUGAUGGGCUCAACAACGACGAUCUUUUGGGGAGAGCCAAUCUCGACGUACAUGACAUCUGGCAGAGCGGUGAAGUUGACAUGUGGGUGCCCCUCUCCGAUGCCAAGUCUGGAAGGAUUCACGUGAGGGCGUCCUGGCUCGAGCUGGACCAGGCGGCAGAAUCCUUGGAGCCUCAACUGGAGGAGAUCCGUGCCCUGCAGACCACCACCAAGAACCCUCUCCACAGCGCUGUGCUCCUCGUUUGGGUCGACUCUGCCAAGAAACUCAAUCCCUCACACAAGAACAUCCCGGAUCCCUUUGUGCGUCUCCACGUGGGCAACAGCCAGAUGGAGACGGUGGUGAAGCAGCGCACCAACGACCCAGUGUUUGAGGAGGGCUUCACCUUCCUGGUACGCAACCCUCGCACUCAGGAACUCAAGGUCGAGGUGGUGGAUAACAAGACCACCACAGUACAGGGCAAGAUUGAGCUGGAUCUGAAGGUGUUGCUGAAGGAACGCAACCUGGAGAUCAUGAACGAGGAGUACUCCCUCAGUGGUGCCUCAGGGGGCCUCGCUUCACUCAAGAUGAACCUUUCCCUCAGGAUCCUGAAGACGGUGCAGAAACGCGACGACGGCGAUGGCGGACCGAAGGAGAUUGGUGAGGCAAACCAGACACCCCCCUCUGACACCCCUACUACUACCGAACCCACCACCACCCCACCCACCACCACCAACCACCACCACCACACCACCACUACUCCCACACCCCAACCUGAAAAAUCAAAACCCCAGUCCCAGCCUUUGACUCAGCCCCAGACACAGCCCCAGCCAGCUCCUGCCCCGCCCACAGUGACCCCAGCCUCCCCCGACGCCUCCCCGGCCACUGAUGAGGUGGCAGUAGAGGGCGAGGAGACAUCUGCCGAGGGAGACACACAGGAGGGACCAAAGGAGGAAGUGGCGACAGUAGCAACAUCCCUCUCCACUCAGGCCACCCCUCCUGACUCGGGUGAAGAGGGCGAAACAGCAGUCAGGCAGAGGUUACCGGAGAAAGGCGUUCAUGGUCUGGGACGCAUCGAGCUGACGGUGAAAUAUGGACCUCGCAACAACUUGAUCAUUGUGGUCCACCGUGUCCUGAACCUACCAGUGGAGGAGGAUGGGGAGCUGCCAGACCCCUACGUGAAGCUGUACCUCCUCCCAGACCGCAGCAAAGACAGCAAGCGCAAGACAGACGUGAUCAAGGACAGCUGCAACCCACAGUACGACGAAAGGUUUGAGUACGCCCUGCCGCCCAAUGAACUCACCAAGCGUACUCUGGAGGUCACUGUCAUCAACAAGAAGGGCCUCCUCUUCCUCCACUCACCAAAGAUGGGCCAGGUACUUCUGGACUGUGGGUUGCUGGACGCCUCAAAACCCACACAACUGUACGACCUGUGCCCACCAUGCGACGAUGAGGAUGAGUGAGGGCGGAGAGGUGUGCUGGGACGCGUGGCCAGCUGGCGGGGCAGCUUGAGGCGCCUCAGCAGACUGGCCAAGACCACCAAGAGGAAGGUGUGAGGUGCAAGAAGCCUGACCACUUAUAUAGCUACUGCUGCCGCUGCUACUGCUUCUAGGGACAGAGGGAGGGAGGGAUGGGGGGGGUGUCAGUGGAAUGGUGGUUGAGAAGGUAUGUGGUUUGAAAGACAGUGAAAUAAUGGCGUGUUUUAAGCUUGUCUUGAGGGAGUGUGUGUGAGAGAAGGUUAUAAAUGGGGAAAUAUUGAGGAUUGCAUUACUUGAAAAAAAGGUGAUAUUUCUUAAGGGAAAUAUGUGAAAAAGGUUGGCAUUGCUCCAGGGAAUGUUUUGAGGGAGAGUGUCUGAAAGGAAGAAUGCUCGAGAAAAUAUCUUGAAAUGGGUUACUUGAAAAAAAAAAAAAUAUUUUGACGGAGUGUGUCGAUGGAAAGUGUUGCAUUAAAAAAAUAUUACGUUUCUGAAGAGAUGAGAAGUUGUGGAAAUAAGAUGUGUGGAGGGAAAGCUUAAGUGAGAAUCAAGUAAUAUUAGGGUGAAGAAGAGUAGAAGCAAGUGCCCAUUGAAAGAGUGCGUUGUAAAAAAUGAGUGUGACGAGAGUGUACAGGGUUGUGGGUUUGUUGUUGUUGUUGUUUUGUCAGUCCUGGUGGUGGUUGUGUUUUUGGGGACAAGAUUCUAUAUAAAUUUCCACAUUAUUUGAACAAAGCUAAGAUAAAGAAAGAAAAAGAUAAGAGAGAGAGAUAGAGCCAAGAUAACUUACUAAUCCGUGCACCAAAACAAAAGCAGAAUUCUCAACUUAAAAUCGAACCAAAAGAUUUUCAAAACACAAAGAACAACAAAACAAAAUCUCAAAAUUAGUGUUGUAUCUCAAACACUCAUGAAAUUUAGAGACAUAAGAGGGAAGGAUCUUAUUCAGAGUAGGAAUGAAGGAUAGAAAGGAAGAAGGAAAGAAUGAAGGAGAGAGGAAAGAAGGGAAUGAGUGAAGCUGAGGAUAGAAAGGAAGAGAGGGAAAGAUGAGUGAAAAAGAAAGGGAGAAAAGAGGAGGUAAAUGUAAGUAAAGGAAAAGAGGAAAGAAGACUGAAGAGAGUAAAGUAGGAAAAUAUUAUAAGUGAAGGAAAGAAAAAGGAAGGAAUAGGAAAAUAUUAAGUGAAGGAAGGAAGAAUGAGUGAAUAGAGGAAAGGAGAGAAAAACUAAAGAGAUGAACACAGGAAAUGAAUCAGCAAUAAGAGAAAGAAAUGAAUUAGGAAUAAGAGAAGAGUGAAGUGGAAGAGAAGAGGAAAGAAAGGAAAGGAGAAGACAGAGAAAGAGAGAAGGGAGGGGGGGAGGGGGAGGGGAUUAAAAGCCUUAGGGCAGGUCAGACUGGCCACACCUGCACCUUGUAACAACCCAGCACACUUCACAACUAGAGGAACAAAACACAACCAGUAUAACGAUAUAAACUAUUAACCUAACCUGCCGUGCCGCGACCAUUAAUAAACCCUGACGCUCUCUAUACAUUGCCGCGUCAUUAAAUAGACCAGUUCUCUUCCUGAGCUUCAUUUGUACUCUAGUGGUAAAAAUAACUUCAUAAUUUUCCUCUUUGAGUGUAUCAUGUUGCCAUUUCAUUCAUAAGGCUGAGAAUUGAGAGUGGAUCUAUUUUGCUUUGCUCCUUGUGGCGUCUUGAUUCACCCAGCACAAAAAUUGCAUUGUUCAUCCAUUUUCUGACGUCAUGAGGUUGAAAUUCCAUCAUCCAUUCGUUGCUGUGUCAUGAAGAGGUUGGAGUCUCAUUGUUCAUCCACUUCUGUAUACCCAGAAAGUUAAAAUUGCUUCGUUCAUCCCUUUUCCUGAUCUCUACCGUAAAAUUCCUUCAUUCUGUCAUUUCUGUGUCAUGGAAACGGUGAAGCUGUAUCGUUCAUCCAUUUCUUUGUUGCCAGAAAGUUGACAUUGCCUCCUUCAUCUCUUUAUUACUGGAAGCUUAAAGUCCCAGCAUUCAUUUUCUAUCAUGGAACGGGUGAAACUGCAUCAUUCAUCCAUUUCUUAGUUGCCAGAAGGUUUGAAAUUACAUGACUCAUCCAUCGGUGUCUCCAGGCAUUGACCCAGACACCAUAACUCGCAUAUCUCAUCCGCCACUUGCCGUUCAACUCAUCCAUAAGCAGACUCGGCUAACUGGCUUGUUUCUUGCCAUAUUCCUAACUAAACAAGCCUUGCGUCCCUGUGUGCAGUGAGAGGAAGGGCAAGGUUACCACAGGCCCUUAAAUAAACCAUGUCCCUUUGUCUUGCUAGGGAAAUGAGAAGUAAAGCUUGCAAACCCAUAAUAAAAGAAUGUUCCUUGGUCACUGUAGGGAAAUCAAGGGGAAAGCUAACACAGGGCACUUAAAAACUGUCCCCUUGUCUCAUUAAGGAAAUCAGGACAUCAGGGCUAAAAAGAAUUAUGUCCAUUUGUCAGUUAGGAAAAACAGGGCUAAAGCUAACAUAGGCCCCUAAAACUAUGUCCCUGGUCUCCUUAGGGAAAUCAGGACAUCUGGGCCCCAAAAAACAUGUCCCUCUGUCUCGUUAGGGAAAUUGGGAAAAAGGGGGGAAAAUAGCAUGUCCCCUUGCUUCAUUAGGGAAAUCAGGACAUCAGGGCAAAAACAGCAUGCCCCCUUUGUUUCAGUGAGGAAAUCAUGGAUAAAGCUCUCUCAGGCCUCUUAAAAACCAUCCCUGUGUCUUGGUACAGAAGGGACAAAGGUAUCAAGUCCUAAACACAGGCCUCACUUUCCUGUAUUCUAGCAUAGGUGCCAAAAACAGCAGGUUAAGUGUCCUGGAGUCAGCUGUGGGGACGUGGUAGUGUGGCUCGCAUUCUUAAACUUCUCUGCGCUUCACCUCCACUAUUUCAGAAGUGCUUAUUUAAAUUGACAAGUUUUUAAAGGUGUUAAUAUGAUUCCAGAGGCAGAGUGACCAGAGUGACAAGAACUUUACAUUAUUAACUGGGCAUAUCGUCUUUAAAAUCCCGCUAGUCAUCUCUGUAGUCUUGGAAAAUGUUCAUGGUGAAAGAGCGUAGUGUUUCUGAAUGUGGGCAGGUGUACCAUGGGAGUGUGGCCUUAUGUAGCUUGUUAGGGGCUUGACAGGGCUUGGUAGGGCUUGGUAAGGAUGAGGGUGGUGCUGUUGCCUUGUAGUGUGCUGUGGUGGCCUUAGGGGUCUGCUGUGUGGCAAGGAGUCAAGGAGGUGUCUGGGAAGGUGUUCAUGUGUGAGAGGUGAAUAGUUUUUGUCUUAAGCACAAAGCGUUGAAAGAUGCUUGGUGUUCAUUUUAAGCAUUGGAGGUUGGCAUUGUUUAAUUAGGUUUGUUAAGAGGGUGAGGUGUUUUUGCCAUGCCAGGUGUUCACUUAAGGAAUCUCAUUAGAGCUGUAAGUGCCACAUACAAACAAAAGGCUAAAUAACUCUGUCCUAAUUGAGAGAAACAAACUUGACAACUCAAUCUACAUUAAGAAAAAUCGGCUUCACUCAACCUAAAGAAAGGAGAGAACCAGUUUAGUUUGUCGUCACCAGAAUGCAUCAAAUGUUGUACUUUGAGAAAUGGACGUUACUAUUUCUUUACAAUCAAGAAAAUAAGCUUUUGUUCAACUUGUAUAAAGAAAAAGAGAAAGAGAAAGAGAGCCAAUUGAACCUUUAUAAAGAAAAAAAGAAGGAAGCAGUUGGAUCUAUAUAAAGUGAGAGAGAGAGAGAGAGAGAGAGCACCAAUUAACCUAUAUAAAGUGAGUGAGAGAGAGAAAAUCAAUAAAACCUAUAUAAAAGAAGAGAGAUAGAGUGAGUGUGAGUCAAUUAAAUGUAUAAAGAAAAUAGAAAGAGUGCCAGUAUACUUUAAGGAAGAGAGAGCCAGUUAAACCCUAUACAUAAAAAGAAAAAGAAGAGAGAAAGUGUCAGUAUAGUUUAGCUCCUGACCAGAUUGCCUCCUUGCCUCACCCAGAUAAAGAAAAGAAAGAGAGAGAGCUAGUAUAGUUUAGUUUCUCCUGACCAGACUGCCUCCUUGCCACACCCAGAUAAAGAAAAGAAAAGAGAGAGAGAGAGCCAGUAUAGUUUAGCUUCUGACGAGACUUUCUCCUCGCCACACCAGGGACGCAGGCCAAGGCCAAGGCUUUGUACCACUAUAUAAUAACAGGUGUAGACUAGUUUCCUAUAUACUGUAGCUUUGUUAUUGAUGUCUUACAAACACACACAUUUAUAUCAAGUCUUGUGCAAUCUCCCACAAUGCAAUAUGGGCUACAGACGCUUGAGAUUAAUGUAGCAAAUGUACUUUUUUCUUCCUUUUUCACAGACUCUAUGACAGCUUUUUUGAAAUAGAUUUAGAGACGGUAAAUAAAUGUCCUUAAUUUAAUCAGGGGUUUUGAAUUGUUGGUUAAUUGUUAUUUCAUAGUUUAAAAUUAAGGUUUUGGCAUAAGUUGAACAAUCCGGUGCUAGUAAGAAUUUUGAGAUUAAAAAUGUGAUAAUCUCGGAUGUGGUUUUAGUUUUAUAUUUCAGCGUUAAACAAAACAAAACGUGGGAAAGAGAAGUGUUGAUUUGUGCGAGAUUAGCGGCGUGACGGGCACAGGAGAGGGAACAGGGUGCUAAUCAGUAUUGUUGUGAUAUUGAACGGAAAGAUUAAACCAGUGAUGUUGUCGCAAAAGAAACCGUUGAUAUUAUUGGAAACCGCAGGAAUUAGUUAAAGAGAAGUGAGAGCGAGAGAUGAACCUAUUAAAAAAUCCCUCCAUUAGCGUAGUGUAGUAUUGAUAAGUUGUAACGCGCCACGCACACACACGAUGGUACUUGUUGUCUGGCCUUCACGCACAUUGGCAUUGGUCUCUCUCUGCGCUGGUGUCUCGGAAAGCUGAUGACAGUUAGGGCUUAGAACAAAAACUCUUUGUAUCUUUAGUUUUGAAUAAAUUAAUAGAAAUCUCUGAUAUUUAGUGACUUUUUGAUAUUGAUUUUGUAUUUCUUCUUGGUUUUCUUCAGGUUAGACAACUCCUGGCGUAGAAAAAAAGUAAUAAAAAAAAUCUCUUAUAUUUUGUGACUUCUCUUUGAUAUUGAUGUAUUUGUUGUUGGUUUUCUUCAGGUUAGAUAACUCACAGCUUCAAAUAAAACCUCAAUUAUUUUUUUUAGUGCAUCAAAAAAAGUAAUCUCACGUUUCCCAAUUCUUGAAACGCUACUUUUGUAUUAGAUUAUAUUCCACACAUCAACUCUAUUUAGGUUUUGUAUGUAGACGUAACUUUAUUUUCACUCUUCCUAUUUUUUUUUUAAUGAAACGAGUGACUUAAAAGUUUAUCGUGUCUGCUUCACCGUGACUUGAGUUAGGUCACGCAUCACGGGAGCUUUAAGAUAAGUCUGUUGGUGCCAAGGUUGAUUCACAAUAUGUAGGUGAUUUGCAAACCAUAGAAUCUUUGUUUGAUAGACAAUAGACUUGCUUGUUUGGUGAUAUUAAUGUAAACAGGUUUUUAACAGACCAUAUUCUCAAAACACUCCUGCUAAACACUAAUUCCAAAGGCUCUGUGUACUUCAAGUUGUGAUUCUUAAGUGUUUUCAUAUUUCUAGUGACAGAUUAACAAGAUUUCUUCACUAGUAACAGGAGAAACACUUGAGGGAAUCCAGCAUAUCAUCUCUAGCCUUUGAAAAUGUUGAGAGGAGUGUUUAAAAUAUUAGGUUCUGUAGUAUUCUUAAAACAUCCUGCUGUAUUUUCUAGUGACAGAUUAACAAUAUUUCACUAGUAACCGAGAACCUGGGCAAUUAUCUCGGUGGCCUUGGAAAUAGUGGCACUGAGAGAGCUGAGUGUUUAGGAAUACUGGGGUAACUUCUCAGACUGGUGGUGGUGGGUAAGAACACACCACAAAGGAAGGGAACAGCUGCAGGUGUGAGAUCAGGAUGCAUAUUGUUCACUGCAGCCGUUAUGAGCGUGUGUGUCCGUGUGUCGGCUAUGUUAAGGCUGUGUAAGGUUGUUAUUCGCCCGCCAGGAAGAGAAUGUGAUCUGGUGUGCUUAUUGUUAGGGAUUUGAAUAUGAUCUGAGUCCAUAAAUGCACUGACUGAU